Gossypium raimondii (Peruvian cotton) is the source of this 2347-nucleotide messenger RNA. RefSeq names its product protein LAZ1. Gene Ontology annotation, biological process: transport. The transcript is spliced from 8 exons. Lineage: Eukaryota; Viridiplantae; Streptophyta; Magnoliopsida; Malvales; Malvaceae. The coding region runs from base 388 to 1851 and encodes 487 amino acids. The record is from RefSeq and is a predicted model, not a curated record. Gene Ontology annotation, molecular function: transporter activity.
CUAAUUUCAUUUUCCCCCUAACAAAAUCUGCUAUGUAGGAUGUUUAGAUUUACACGCAACUAAAAAAAAAAAAAAAUCCCCUUCCCUUAAAGCCUUUUCUUUCUAAAGGGGGCAUUAAAGUAAUAUCCUAUAACUGAUAGACCAAAAAAAACACAGAUCAACGACGGACGCGUCCGUGUCGGAGCUUCAUUUCUCGCUCUGACUGAGUUUUAGGUUUUCAAAAUUUCCCAUUUCUGGUCAAUUUCAAACCCUGAAUUUUUCAAUCAAACAAAAAACUAGGGAUAAUAUUCUGUUGAAUUUGAUUUUUUUUAAAAUUUUUGAAAUGGAAAAAGAAUUAUGCUGAUUAUUUUCAAAGUAAAAAGAAAGUUGUUGUUGUUCUAGUAGCUAAUGAAGAUUACGGAUGAUCUAUUGAGUUAUUCGCCUCCUUUUUGGGCGACUUUUAUAGCUGGAUUGCUUUUAGUCAUUACGCUUACUCUUUCAAUAUAUCUCAUCUUCGAGCACCUCGCUUCUUACAAAAAUCCGGAGGAGCAGAAAUUUUUAAUCGGAGUUAUUCUUAUGGUUCCUUGCUAUUCCAUAGAAUCAUUUGUAUCACUGGUGAAUCCAUCAAUCAGUGUUGAUUGUUCAAUACUACGUGAUUGCUAUGAAUCGUUUGCCAUGUAUUGCUUUGGAAGAUACCUUGUUGCUUGCUUAGGUGGCGAAGAGAGGACUAUUCAAUUCAUGGAAAGACUAGGGUAUGCAAGUUCUUUAACUCCACUAUUGGACCUCGAUUGUGAUAAGGGAACUGUUAAGCACCCUUUUCCAAUGAAUUAUUUCCUAAAACCAUGGAAACUUGGUCAAUGGUUUUACCAGGUUAUCAAGUUCGGCAUUGUCCAAUAUAUGAUAAUCAAGUUAUUGACUGCACUUUUAGCGGUAAUUUUUGAAGCUUUUGGUGUAUAUUGUGAAGGAGAAUUCAAAUGGGGAUGUGGGUAUCCUUAUAUGGCUGUGGUUCUUAAUUUCAGUCAAUCAUGGGCUUUGUACUGUUUAAUUCAAUUUUAUACUGUCACAAAGGAUGAACUGGCAUACAUAAAGCCUUUGGCCAAGUUUUUGACAUUUAAAUCAAUCGUGUUCUUAACUUGGUGGCAAGGCGUGGCGAUCGCCCUUUUUUCUGCUCUUGGUCUGUUUAGAAGUCCAAUUGCCGAAAGCUUGCAGCUUAAGUCAAGCGUCCAAGACUUCAUAAUUUGUAUAGAGAUGGCCAUUGCUUCUGUUGUUCACAUAUACGUUUUCCCAUCUGAACCUUAUAAACUAAUGGGAGAUCGUGUUCCUGGAAGUGUUUCAGUCCUUGGAGACUAUGCAUCUGUUGAUUCCCCUCUGGAUCCUGAUGAGGUUAGGGACAGUGAAAGACCCACAAAGCUACGCCUGCCUCAGCCCGACAUAGAGGCUCGAGGUGGAAUGACCAUCAAAGAAAGUAUGAAGGAUGUAUUCAUUGGUGGUGGUGAAUAUAUUGUAAACGAUGUAAAAUUUACGGUAAACCAAGCAGUUGAGCCUGUUGAGAAGGGGAUCAACAAGUUCAAUGAGAAACUACAUAAAAUCUCUGAAAACAUAAAGAAGCAUGGCAAAGACAAGAAAAAGACGAAGGAUGAUAGUUUCAUUACCCCAUCCGCACGGACGGUAAUUCGUGGUAUAGAUGAUCCCUUCUUAAAUGGUAGUAUGAGUGAUAGCGCGGUUGCAAGGGGAAAGAAACAUCGUGGAAAAUCCGGAUAUACCAAGGAAAAAUCAGGACAUACAAGCGGGGAAAGCGGAGGAGAAAGCAGUAGCGAUCCGAGCUAUGGUAGAUAUCAGAUUAGGGGCCAUAGAUGGGUUACAAAGGAUUAAAACUUAGAUGAAUAAGUAGCUAUCCGGACAUACAAGACACGUGAGAGAUUCAGGCAGACAUCACCCUUCCAUCCAUAGCUUGUGGGCCGGCUAGCAUGGUUGAAACACUCAAGAGCAUUGUUUCUGCACGAGGUGACUGAAAAUUUCAUUUGAAUUUGCUGCUGUCGGUAUAAUAUCCGUCAACCGAGCCGAUCAUUUAUGCAGGGGAUUUAUGGAAACGGGAGAUUUAGUGUAAUAGAUGUGUUAUAUAAUUUUUACUAUGGCUUGGCUAUCUCAUACAUGAUUGGGACAUUUUUGCUCAUGUUUUUAUGAGCUGAUGUCUGAAUGUCUUAAGGCCGAGCCAAGCUUUCACUAAUGUCUAGAAAUCGUUGCCCAGAAAGUUUUGGACUGAUACUGCUACUGUAUUCUUGCUCUGGAUAUAUGUAUAUACAUACGUAUAGAUAUAAGCACAAUAUUUGAAACGUUACUAAUUCAUAUUAGAUAUUCUUUAUGCAUA